Camellia sinensis is the source of this 1293-nucleotide messenger RNA. RefSeq lists its product as uncharacterized. Lineage: Eukaryota; Viridiplantae; Streptophyta; Magnoliopsida; Ericales; Theaceae. The record is from RefSeq and is a predicted model, not a curated record.
AUUUAACAACUUACGGUCUCGAUUGCCUUCUCAAUUCAAUCCCAUAGCAAAACCAAAAUAGGGUGAAAAGAAAAGAAAAGAAAAGAAAGGGCGCAAAGUGAAGUUUUGUAUAUUAAAGAGAUUGAAAACUGAAGAAGAAAGGAGGAGGACAACUUCUUCUAAUGUCACCACAAAACUGCUCUUUCCUCUCUUUUUCUUUUUUUUUAUUUGGGUGCUCUGAAACUGGUAGCUGUAACAGAGAGUCUUCUUCUUAUUUUAUAAUCUUUUUCUCCAUUUCCAUUUCCAUUUUCUGCUUUCUGGUGGGGGGUUUAUACUAUAUGUAUGUUAAUUGGUUCUUGUGAAUCUGGCUAACUUUUGUUGAAUUUGGAGUUGUACUUGCCAUAGAUCUUGAGAGGAAAGAGAGAAUGGAUAAGUUACAGUGGGGAAACAGAAAGCGCCUCCGUUGCGUCAAGGUCAAAGACUCCGUUUUGGACAAAUCUGACGACGGUGGCGCCGGUGGUGGUGGUGCUGCUGCUGCUUUGAGGAAGAAAACCACCUCUCGUGUUGAUCGACGAGUUGUUGUCGGUGCAGAUAAUAAACAACCCUAUCUUCCUCCUCCUCCUCUGCAAUCUCCUCAUCGUCUCGCCAGAGAUUUGGGGAUGAACAGAUCGAUGUUGAACGAGAAUAGGAAGAUAUCAACAUCAUCCUCACCGGAGAAGGAAGAUCGGUAUUACACGACGAGGGGGUCGAUUAUCGGAUUGGAUGACAGCAGUAGUAAGUUGUUCAUGGAGGCAAGGAGGGAGGAUAAUCAUAAUAAAGGAGUUGGAGGAGGAGGAGGAGGAGGAGGGAUUGUUUGGCCUAAACUAUAUGUUACAUUGUCAAGUAAAGAGAAGGAAGAAGAUUUUCUGGCUAUGAAAGGGUGUAAACUGCCUCAGAGGCCUAAGAAGAGGGCCAAGUUAAUCCAGAAAACCUUACUUUUGGUGAGUCCAGGGGCAUGGUUAUCAGACCUUUGCCAAGAAAGGUAUGAAGUGAGGGAGAAGAAGUCUUCAAAAAAGAGACCUAGAGGAUUGAAGGCUAUGGGAAGCAUGGAAAGCGAUUCAGAAUGAGAUUUUUUGAAAGAGAGAUAGAGGAAGAGGGAGGGGAAAAGAAAUGGAGUGGUCCCUGUUUAUUGUAGGUUUUUAAAGAAAUUGGAAAUUGGUAAUAUCUAUCCCACCAAUCCAAUCUAAUUUAAUCUUGGAAAACACAUUUCUUCCAUGUCUAUUCUUUUUUAUCUUUCUGGUUGAUAGUGAUGCUUUUCAUGUUUGAUGAUGAUGA